GUUUAUUGCGCUUGCGUAUUUCGACCAGUUUGCGAACCCUCGCAUCACUAAUUUCUUCUUCCAUCCCAGAGCAAGAAAGCAGUUUGUCGUGUUGAUCACCAUGUUUGACGCCACGGGGGCGAGGUUGCAUGAAGAAUUAUGACGUACUUCGCCUUUGAAGGACUGUAAAUGACAGGAAUCAUUUCAUGUUAGAGUACUUAUUUUGCCGGUUACAGGACCGCUCUGGAAGAGAUCUAGACAAGCAUAAUGGGGAUUUCAGUGAUUAUGAUAGUCACAAUCGUUGUGGUUAUCUGCGAUCAAGGUUCUGCGCUAAAAUGUUACGAUUGCGUGGAUAUCUACAGAAGUGACUUGGGGACCGAAUCUGAUUGCGGGGCGAACGUUGAGAACGUAACACUCGUGGAAUGCCAACCCCUGGAAAACGAUACAGUGGACCAGAAUCCCGUUUGCGUAAAAAUGGUUGACACGAUCACAAUAACGGAUACCAGCGAAUCCUCAGCCAUGCAGAUACAAGUAAACCACAUAAUUCGCGGCUGCAGCUGGUCACUCGAAUUCACUUUCGGGAGCGACUGCUUUUUGACUGAGGAGACCAGCGAACCCUUAGAGUUCUCCGACGUCCGAAGUAACUACACAGCGAUUAUUGGAGUGCACACGUUCUGCAUGUGCGGUACGGACGGCUGUAAUGCGGCACGAUCAACGCAGGCCUGCCUUUGGCUGCCACCGCUCGUGGUGAGUUCUGCAGUCGUCUUAAGGAUCACUCAGUUCGCCUAGCAACAGAAAUCUUCGAUCCUCUACCAUAAAAAUAGAGUUAGUUUUCAUUUCCAACACUGGUUACAAAGAAUUUAUGUAACAAAAGCUUCUAUGUGAUGAUAUUUCAAUCAAUUAUCUUUAUUCAUGGUAAAGGAUUGGCGGACAAUAACGAAGAUUAAACCACGCAUUUUGUCUUUUUUUUUCUCUCAAAAAUUUUUCAACUGUGCGGCAAAUGAAUGAAAUAUAAUAAGGCCUGUUUAUAUGGGUUCAUAUGCGAUAAACCUUUCUUAGGCGAUUUCAAUUAAGGGUUUUGCCCUUACACCGACGUAUCUUAGUUAACGCAGUAUUCUCAGUGUUUGUCGAAGAGCUUGUGAAAAAAUCACAAGCUUACUCGGGUGGGACUCGAACCCACGAUCCCCUGCUUACUGAUGCAGAUGUCCUAAUCACUACUCAACCACUGAGCUUGCCGGGGUCAGGAGGCCGAUCCGAGUCAGUAGUAGCGGGUACUGCAAAAUCACUUCAAAUCACUUACGCGCAUUUUUUUGCGCAACUUAAUACACUUCAUUUCAUCGGUGACUGAAAACUAUUUGAUAUGCUUUUGUGGUUUAAGUGUAGGCCUACUGAAAAAUAACAUUUCAAAGAGGUAGAUUGUACAUGUACAUGUAUACGCUUUUCAUGACAACUGAGGGUGCUCUUGCUAUGAUAACGUACACGGAGGACGCCAGUCUUGGUUCUAAGGCUGCAUCCGAAUUUCUUGUCUAGAACUAGGUCUAGGUCUUCACUCCAUUAGAAAUGCGUUGAGACGCGUAGACAAUAGACCUAGCCGUAGCUCUGGAAGCCCGUUUCGGACACGGCCUAAGACCUUCGCGUUUCUCCUUUUAGCCGAUUCGUCUGGUGGUGGUUCGUGUGGCGGAAUGAGAUACUGGAAGGUCUCAGAACCAAGACUAGGAAGACACUUGUGCAUUUCUUUUCAAAUUGUGAACCAAAAAUUUUCUCGUUGAAAACACACCUGAGAAAGGGUUGCUUUCUGGCUUACACUCAUGCUACAUGUACUAACAAACAAGGACGACAAUUCCAGCAGUUUUAGGGCCCACUGAGGUCUGUGAUGACAUCAGUCUCACUGUGAUGUUUUGCUCAUAAAUAUGGAAAUUUACAUGAGCACGAUUACGAACGAAAUGUGCCAAGAUUCCCUUUAAAAUAGCACACAGACUUUGAAAAUAAUUCAAAACAUACAGGCGUACAAACAUAUAAGCGUAGGCUACAUUUACGAGAUUUUCAAGGGGUUGUGGGCCUGUUUUAAAAAGUUCGAUCAUGUAAACCUUUAACAUUCGCUCAGUUCACUGAUCAGGCUGGAAUGCAAUCUAGAGGUAUAUCCAUCCGACCGUUCGCACAUGUCAGUGCGUGGCUGUGAUCUUUAAGCCAGAUUGUCGGAUCAGAGGGUUCCUCCACAACAGUGGAUAAAAACAAAUUUUGUUAAGCCCCCCAAAAUGAA
Molecule: messenger RNA, 2239 nt
Organism: Acanthaster planci (crown-of-thorns starfish)
Lineage: Eukaryota; Metazoa; Echinodermata; Asteroidea; Valvatida; Acanthasteridae
Biological process (GO): positive regulation of voltage-gated potassium channel activity; sleep; regulation of synaptic transmission, cholinergic
Source: RefSeq, a predicted model, not a curated record